ACACAUUUCCUCUUCGUUAGUGACUCUGCAGUCAUGCUGCAGUUGCUCUCAUUGGUGUCCUGUUCUUGAGAGCUGCCUGCGUGGGCACCUUUCAGACCCUUGUCAAAGAAUAUAACAAUUGGAAGAGGACCAAGCACCUUCAGUAAGACAUAUAUAUCUUCUCUACUGAAGCUGAAGAUGGACAUACUGCACUGAAUCCCUUUGCCUGUGGUAAGAAGAAAAGGUAGAGCACGAAAUUCUGCAUCAGACGUGUCCACUCAUCAGCACAAUGUCUGGAGAGGGUAAAGGUGGUGCUGAAGGUAGUGCACCCCCAAUAGACUCUCAAUUUCGCUAUGGCCUCUUCACUGUUUUCUACAGCAUCAUUUUCAUUCUGGGCUUUGUUGCCAACUGCUACGUGCUCUGGAUUUUCAGACGUAUUUAUCACACCAAGAAACUCAAUGAAAUCAAGAUAUUCAUGCUGAACCUGACAAUAGCUGACCUGCUCUUCCUGAUUACAAUGCCACUGUGGAUUAUUUACUAUCACCACAAUGGAGACUGGUUCAUGCACAAGUUUCUCUGUAAUGUAGCUGGCUGCUUAUUUUUCGUUAACACCUACGCUUCUGUUGCCUUUCUGAUGGUCAUCACAUACAACCGCUACCAAGCCGUCACUAAUCCCAUUAGAGCUGCUCAGUUUACCACUCGGAGAAGGGGUAUCUUUUUAUCAGCAGCUAUCUGGAUCAUAACAGUGGGCAGCUCUUUGUAUUAUGCUUUUGAUGAUAAUACUAAUGUGGAGAAAAUGGACUCGAAGAAUUACACGCGUUGCUUUGAGCGCUAUGAUUCUACUAGCAAUGUUACACCUGUUCUUGCCAUUCAUGUCAUCAUCUGCAUCCUCUUCUGUAUAAUUUUUUUAUUUAUCCUAGCUUGGAACAUUGUCAUUAUCAGGACCCUCUUCUCUAAAUCAGGGCAGCAGCGGAAGAGUGCUCAUGUCAAGCAAAGGGCACUCUGGAUGGUUUGCACAGUGCUAGUGGUGUUCAUCAUAAGCUUUGUACCUCAUCACAUUGUGGACCUGCCCUGGACACUGACUGUUCUGGAGCAAUGGCAGAAGGAGAACCGUCAUUUGCGCCAGCAACUCAAUGAUGCUCACCAAGUGACUUUGUGCCUCUUGAGUAUGAACUGUGUGUUGGACCCAGUCAUCUACUGCUUCCUCACCAAGAAGUUCCAGAAGCAUGUUUCAGAAAACCUGAAAAACAUGAAAGGGAGUCGAAAGUGUUCCAGGCAAACCACAGACACAGUGAUUGAGAGCACCAUUCACCAAGAGGAUGCCAUUAGGAUUUAGGUCAGAUGGGUUCUAAUUGCUGAGACUGGGAAGUGUGAAUCAGUCGUUCAUCUUUUCUCAAGAGAAGGCACUGAGGGACACAACAGAGGACUAGGAUAUUAUAUUUCCUUUAUCCCUUAGAUAGAAGAAUGAAUGCUCAUUUGUGAAAGGACAAGAGGCAGUGGGCACAAACUGGAACACAGGAGGAUCCUCCUGAACAUCAAGAAGCAUUUCUGUGCUGUGUGGGUGAUUGAGCACUGGAAAAGCCUGCCCAGUGAGGCUGUGGAAUCUCCCUCCUCGGAGAUGUUCAGAAGCUGUUUGGACUUGGUCCUGGGCACCCUGCUCUAGGUGUCCCUGCUUGAGCAGGGGGUUGGACCAAAUAGACCCAGAGGUCGCUGCCAACCUCAACCAUUCUCUGAUUCCUUCUAUCACAUGCAUCUAGCAGAACUGGAGCCUGUAAUAAUAUGUGAGAAAAGCACUUUCUGUCUGAGUUGAGGGCACUGACAACAGCUCAGGCAAUCUGCCUGAAAAAAACACAUCAAGUGUCUGCAGUGA
Molecule: messenger RNA, 1849 nt
Organism: Oxyura jamaicensis (ruddy duck)
Lineage: Eukaryota; Metazoa; Chordata; Aves; Anseriformes; Anatidae
Gene: PTAFR
Product: platelet activating factor receptor
Exons: 2
Coding region: 269-1315 (348 amino acids)
Biological process (GO): chemotaxis; G protein-coupled receptor signaling pathway
Cellular component (GO): membrane
Molecular function (GO): platelet activating factor receptor activity; G protein-coupled purinergic nucleotide receptor activity
Source: RefSeq, a predicted model, not a curated record